AUGGCUCGACGUCGCCGAAGUGUGGACCACACCCCCACCGUGGUGUCUUUGCUUCUGCUGGUGACCUGCAUCUCAUGCGGCUUCGUCGUCGUGCUCCACAAGAAUGGCUAUUUGGAUCAGGCGGCCUUUGCCACGGCUCAUCGAUUUCGGCCGGAGGUUGCAGCCACCACGGAGCUGGCAACCCGCACCCCUCGUGCUGGCCCGCCGCCCCGCAAAGGCCUCUCAGCAGUCUUCGCCCUGCCCGGCGGGCGCCUCGCGCCGACGCCCUGUGGCGAUGCUGGGGCGUUGCUCGCUCGGAGUGUGGAGGCCGAGUGA
Symbiodinium sp. CCMP2592 is the source of this 315-nucleotide messenger RNA. The record is from the annotation of a GenBank genome assembly. NCBI's taxonomy places the organism in Eukaryota, Dinophyceae, Suessiales, Symbiodiniaceae.